Molecule: messenger RNA, 2277 nt
Organism: Alosa sapidissima (American shad)
Lineage: Eukaryota; Metazoa; Chordata; Actinopteri; Clupeiformes; Clupeidae
Product: cytochrome P450 4V2-like
Exons: 11
Coding region: 288-1814 (508 amino acids)
Molecular function (GO): heme binding; iron ion binding; oxidoreductase activity, acting on paired donors, with incorporation or reduction of molecular oxygen
Source: RefSeq, a predicted model, not a curated record
CAGAUGGUUCGGGCAGGUUUAUUUUCAUUGUUGUUAUUGUUGAUAGAAACUCUCAUCCGAUAUAUACUGUAUUGUUCCCACAGCUUGUUAAUGAUCCAAUUCCAAGGCCAACGUUCACCUGCAGAUAACCUACAUUUGCUGGCUCGUAAAUUGAACAACCCAGUAAACGGCUUGUGCGUGCAUGACUUUCGAACAGAGUAGGUGAGUUAAGGCCAAAGUUCACAUCUAAAGCAGCUCUCGGCAUAUUUCAGGACAUUAGACUGGUCCGUCAAGCCAUCUGCUCAAAAAUGACAGUGUUGUUAGGGUUGUACGCUCUGAGCUAUAUGCUGUGCUCUCUCCUUCUGGCUUACCUCACAUACGAGCCACUUAAGCGAUAUGUGCACAAAUGGAAUGAGAUGAAGCCAAUUCCAGGAAUGCCGGGCGCGUACCCGAUCAUUGGCAAUGCUCUGCAGUUCAAAGCUAAUGCAGGAGAUUUCUUCAACCAGGUUAUUGAAGGCACCAAUGAAUUCAGACACCUCCCACUUGCAAAAGUAUGGCUUGGACCUGUGCCUGUGGUUGUUCUUUUUCAUGCCGAAACCAUUGAGGGAGUCCUUAGCUCGUCCAGGCACCUCGACAAAUCAUUCUCCUACUCGUUUCUGGAACCUUGGCUCGGGACAGGAUUGCUCACCAGCACGGGUGACAAGUGGCGCAGUCGGCGCAAAAUGCUGACCCCCACGUUCCACUUCUCCAUCCUGCUGGACUUCCUGGAGGUGAUGAACGAGCAGGCCGAGGUGCUGGUCAGCAAGCUGCAGAGACACGUGGGUGGGCCGGCCUUCAACUGCUUCAGCCUCAUCACCCUCUGUGCUCUUGAUAUUAUAUGUGAGACUGCAAUGGGUGAAAAGAUCUACGCGCAAAAUAACUCAGAGUCUGAAUACGUGCGCAGUGUUUACAAGAUGAGUGACAUCGUCAGCAGAAGACAGAGAGCCCCGUGGUUAUGGCCUGACUGGGUCUACAACUUGCUGGGCGAGGGAAAAGAACAUCAGCACUGCCUCAGGAUCCUGCACACCUUUACUAAAAAUGUGAUUAAGGAGAGAGCCGAGCACAUGACCGGUGUGGAGUCGGACAGCGAGCCGGACCAGGGAGGCAGGAAGAGACACGCUUUCUUAGACAUGCUACUGAAAACCACCGAUGAAGAUGGCAACUACUUAAGCCACGAAGACAUACAGGAGGAGGUGGACACCUUUAUGUUUGAGGGUCACGACACGACUGCAGCCUCCAUGAACUGGGCUCUGCACCUGAUUGGCUCCCACCCAGAGGUGCAGAAGAAGGUACACCAGGAGCUAGACGAAGUAUUCGGGUCAUCAGACCGUCACGUGACCGCUGAGGACCUGAAGAAGCUGCGCUACCUGGAAUGUGUCAUCAAGGAGACCCUGCGCAUCUUCCCGUCCGUGCCCUUGUUUGCGCGAAGCAUCUGCGAGGACUGUCACAUCAAUGGGUUUAAGAUCCCUAAAGGGGUGAACGCUGUCAUUAUCCCCUACGCCUUGCAUCGGGACCCUCGGUACUUUCCGGAACCCGAGGAGUUCCGGCCGGAGCGGUUCCUGCCGGAGAACAGCCUCGGCAGACACCCUUAUGCGUUCAUCCCCUUCUCCGCAGGCCCAAGAAACUGCAUUGGACAGCGCUUCGCCAUGAUGGAGGAGAAAGUCAUUCUUGCGUCGGUGUUGCGCCGCUUCAAGGUGCUGGCCUGUCAGGAUCGAGAGGACCUUCGGCUUCAGGGAGACCUGAUCCUGCGGCCGGAGAGCGGCAUCUGGAUCCAGCUGCAGAGGAGCUCCAUCUAGAACCAGUCCCAGCUGACCAGGACUCUCAUGGACUGGGGCUGUGGACUGUAUGUCAACGAAAAACUGGUACCAUCACCCACCCCCCUUAGAUGGAGACUGUAUACCAGACAUGAUGCAGUUCUGUAAUGUGAUGUGGAUCGUGAAAACAUCAAUGAAAAUGUUUCCUAUUUUAACUUUGAAUUGAUGGUAAUAACAUUUACGUGCUAUGAAAUAACAUUAAUUUAUUCAACUUUGCAAGCAUGUGAUAACACAACUUAGGGCCAGGCAAAUCCUCCAUGUUAUGUUCCUAAACAAAGCUGGUCCCUUGAAAAUGUCCAAACUGCAGACAGAUUUCAGAGGCUGUCCAGGGAAUUAUUACCACUGCCAAGGAGGUUUUGUUUUUAGUCUAGUGUCUUGAUUUGUCUGUCAGCAGGAUUAUGCAAAAACAUAAAAAAUAAAUAAGACCCGGUCCAUUUUCGUGAAA